UGAAUCUUUCCUGGGCAAAGGUCAAUUACACUGUUCCAAAUUGAUACUCGGUUGCUCCCUCGCGUGCCUUUUUUCAGGAAGGCAGCUUUUCUCCAAGUCGCCUCAUCUGCUUGUUUCUGUAAGAGUGAGUAGACUUCACCGUCCGCCCAGAAUUGGCUCCUUAGCAAGCAAAACAUGAUGAUGGUUAGAGCGCCCAGACACUUCGUCUUCUUGCACGUUGCUCUGUGCUUCUCUCUCCCUACUGUGCACGCGGAGCAAGAGCUGCAUGCGAAGUGCACGGUGACGAACCAACACGGCCAUUUCUGGACCAGCUUCCGGCACGCUCCCCUGAUGUCCGCCCUGCCUUCCGCCUGGGUGCCGAUGCCACCGGAUAUUCCGGAGAAAAACAUCCAACCGCCCAACCACGCGCUGCCGGUGGAGCGCGUCCCGGUCGGGUUUUCGGACUCGAUUCACAGCAACGAAAUCGCGGAUUUGUAUGACGUUCUGUUUGAGUACAACCGCCUGUGGGCGAAGCAGCGGUGGAUGGGAACGAUCACCAUGCAGAACCCCAUGGACGCGUGGGUGAUUCAGGAACUCCUUUUCGACUGCAAACCCGAUGUGAUCAUUGAAACCGGGACCAUGAACGGCGGCGGGGCAUUGUUCUACGCAAGUCUGAUGCGAAUGUACAGCACUUUUCAACAACAUCUCGUCGAGGAUGAAGAAUCUGAUUUAACGACACCGCAAAUGAACACUAGAACGAAUAAGAAACCAUUCGUACCGCAAGUCAUCACCAUCGGCAACCUUCCACUCGACGACCAAAGUUACGGGUGGCACUGGGAUACCAGCUACUGCAGCUUGGAAACAAACGCAUGCCGCAACGCGACCAGCAACCCACUGUGGAAACAGCAGGUGACUUUCAUUCGAGGUGACGCGGUGUCGGAGGAGGUAUUCGAAAAGGUGAAAGACAAACUCUCAGAAAUCGCCUGUAUGAAAAAGGCGUCGAGGGUGGAACGAGUUUCUCAUGCAGGAAAGGAAGAGGAUGAAAGUGAAAGAGAAUCGAAAGGCAAAGCUACAACUGCUCCCACACCCUCAUCGUCAGAGGACUUGAAGAUCAUGGUCGUUUUGGAUUCCACGCACCAUUACGCGCACGUAAGGAAAGAACUCGCUUUGUACAGUAGGUUUGUCACUCCAGAUCAGUACUUAUUGGUCCAAGACACACACUUAGAUAAACUACGGAACCUCCGCAACCCAGAAUCGAACUGGGAGGGCGCGUUUGCGGCGAUUAGGGAAUGGUUUGAAUACUCUAGUUACGCGAAAGAGGAAUUCAAAGUGGACCAGAGAAGGGAAUACUUCAUCUACACGCAACACAAAAAUGGGUAUUUGAAAAGAAUAAGAUUGAUUGCUGCUGCAGAUGAGAUGGAAAGAACCCAGUA
Molecule: messenger RNA, 1412 nt
Organism: Amoebophrya sp. A120
Lineage: Eukaryota; Dinophyceae; Syndiniales; Amoebophryaceae
Source: the annotation of a GenBank genome assembly